Messenger RNA from Colletotrichum spaethianum, 495 nucleotides. RefSeq names its product depudecin biosynthesis cluster-specific transcription activator DEP6. Lineage: Eukaryota; Fungi; Ascomycota; Sordariomycetes; Glomerellales; Glomerellaceae. Gene Ontology annotation, molecular function: zinc ion binding; DNA binding. Gene Ontology annotation, biological process: DNA-templated transcription. The transcript has a single exon. The record is from RefSeq and is a predicted model, not a curated record. Bases 1 to 495 code for a protein of 164 amino acids.
AUGAGUGCCGCUAUCGAUCUGCCUACGACUAGCUCAUCGCUGCUCGACAUUGAUCUUUUCACCUCCUUCACCGAAGGCGAAGACACCAAUAUGACAUACGAUUGGACAAAUCAGCCGUUGGCGGCGCUCGAACCAUUGGACAACCUCCUCAACCGCCUCUCACCUCAGUCGUUGUCUCACAGCGGUCCGGAAGAAGAUAUCUCUGCGGCGGAGUUGAGCACGUUACACAGCCACUACUUUGACUCCUUCUACUUUUCCAUUCCAUUCCUUAACAGAGAUCGGUUCUUGGCAGAAUCGACGGGCGGUGGUGGUCCCGCCGUGAGCGCGCUGGUUUACGCCGUGGCCCUCGCCGGUUGCGCGCACUCCUCCAAAGACCCCAACCGACAGUCUACGUGCUACAGUCUAGCGCGCAACUAUGCGGAGAAGUGCGAACGAGACGGUGGCUUAAAUGACAUCAACUUUGUGCAAGCGCUGUUAUUUAUUGGUCGUUUCUAG